This is a messenger RNA of Lytechinus variegatus (green sea urchin), 832 nucleotides long. RefSeq names its product putative nuclease HARBI1. The coding region runs from base 133 to 756 and encodes 207 amino acids. The record is from RefSeq and is a predicted model, not a curated record. Lineage: Eukaryota; Metazoa; Echinodermata; Echinoidea; Temnopleuroida; Toxopneustidae. The transcript has 3 exons.
AUCAGUCAGCCUUCCCAAAGUAGGGCUGUUGCGGCUGUUACCGAUGCAAUCUCUCGAAAGGCUUCCGAUUUCAUCAAUUUUACUUUGGAACCAACUGCAACAAUCAAAUCUAACUUUGCAGCCAUUGCUGGAAUGCCCAAUACAAUUGGAUGUAUUGACUGUACGCACGUUUACAUUCGUGCACCUCGGGAGAACGAAAACAUAUACGUCAACCGCAAGAAUCGUCAUUCAAUUAAUGUCCAAGGAAUCGUGGAUUCUAAAAUGAGAUUUGUUAACGUUGUGGCAAAAUGGCCAGGGUCUUCUCAUGAUUCCUACAUAUGGGAAACAAGCAAUGUUCUGAAUGAUUUUAGGAUGGGAAGGAUGCCACCAGGAUGGUUAUUAGGUGACAGCGGAUAUCCAACUCAACCCUGGCUCAUGACUCCACUAACAAACCCCCAAUCACCUGCAGAGCAAAGAUUCAACUCAAGUCUGACAAGGACACGUGUAUGUGUAGAAAGGGCCUUUGGAAUACUCAAAUCUAGAUUCAGAUGUCUUGAUAUGACAGGCGGGUCACUUUGCUAUGAACCAUCAAGGGUCUGUAAGAUCAUCCUCUCAUGCUGUGUGUUACAUAACAUCUGUAUCGACAGAGGCAUACCACCACCAAAUGACGUACCACAUGUAGUUCAACAACCAGAUGAAGACCAUCAUGAUCGUGUUGAUGAUAUGCAGACAGGUCAAGAAGUCAGGAGGAAUCUAAUUAACACAUGGUUUAAUUAACAAGUUCAUGGACCCUUUAAUUCAAGAUAAUAUGUACAAUAUAAACAUAAUAAAUGUAAUUACAAUGUAGAAUUCA